Acomys russatus (golden spiny mouse) is the source of this 2146-nucleotide messenger RNA. It is a transcript of the gene Il2rb, whose product is annotated as interleukin 2 receptor subunit beta. Gene Ontology annotation, molecular function: protein binding; cytokine receptor activity. Gene Ontology annotation, cellular component: external side of plasma membrane; membrane. The transcript is spliced from 10 exons. Lineage: Eukaryota; Metazoa; Chordata; Mammalia; Rodentia; Muridae. The record is from RefSeq and is a predicted model, not a curated record. Gene Ontology annotation, biological process: immunoglobulin mediated immune response; cytokine-mediated signaling pathway. The coding region runs from base 180 to 1811 and encodes 543 amino acids.
ACAGGAAGUGGGCUCGCCCUGGGUUUCAGUCUGUUGCUGGCCUAGCUGCUGUCUGCUACCCAAGGUGCGGAGCAGGAGAUGGCUGUGGACCCAGUCUCCAGUAGGACUGCAGGGACCAUAUCGCCACAACUCCAUGUCGCAGCCAGGGCCUACGUCCUCAGCUCUGCCUCUUGGAUGUGAUGGCUUCCAUAGCUGUGUCCUGGCGUCUGUCCUUCUACAUCUUCCUUCUGGCCUUGGCUAUACCUUGGGAAUCGGCGGCGAUGGCGGUGAAGGACUGCCCCCAUCUUAAGUGCUUCUACAACUCAAGAGCCAAUGUCUCCUGCGUGUGGAGUGAGGAAGAGGCCCGUGCUGCCCGUCAGGUCACGAACUGCAGCAUCCAUACAAAAUCAAACGUUCGGUCCUUGAACAAAACCUGUGAGUUUUAUCUUGUGAGACAGGCAUCUUGGGCCUGCGACCUGAUCCUUGGGUCCCCAAAUUUACAAUCACUGACCUCCGCAGACAUCCUCAACAUAAGCAUGGUGUGCUGGGAGGGGAAGGGCUGGCACAUGGUGGAGACCUGCAACUUCCGUCCCUUUGAUAACCUUCGCCUGGUGGCCCCUCAUUCCCUCCAAGUCAUGCACCUUGAAACCCGGAGAUGCAACAUAAGCUGGGAGGUCUCCCAGGUCUCUCACUACAUUGAACAAACGUUGGAAUUUGAGGCCCGCACACGUUCUCUGGGCCAUAGCUGGGAGGAUGUGCCCCUGCUAAGCCUCAAGCAGCGGCAGCAGUGGAUUUUCCUGGAGACGCUUACCCCUGACACGUCAUAUGAGCUCCAGGUGAGGGUCAGGGCCCAACGAGGUGACACCAGGACCUGGAGCCCCUGGAGCCAGCCCCUGGCCUUUCGGACAAGGCCGGCAGAUCCCAGGAAUGUGACUCUUCCCAUACUGUGGCUCAGACACCUUCUCCUGAGCCUUGGUUGUAGUUUUGGCUUCUUGGUCUGCGUCUACGUUUUGGUCAAGUGCCCGUACCUUGGGCCAUGGCUGAAGACAGUUCUCAAGUGCCACAUCCCAGACCCCUCUGAGUUCUUCUCCCAGCUGAGCUCCCAGCAUGGAGGAGACCUUCAGAAAUGGCUCUCCUCACCCGUGCCCUCAUCCUCCUUCGGCCCCGCUGGCCCUGCAGCCGAGAUCUCCCCUCUGGAGGUACUUGACCGAGACACCAAGGCCAUGCAGUUGCUCGCGCUACAGCAGGACAAGGCCUGCUCCCCCUCACCCAGCGGCCACUCACAGGGCAGCUGCUUUACCAACCAGGGCUACUUCUUCUUCCAUCUGCCCGACGCCUUGGAGAUCGAGUCCUGCCAGGUGUACUUUACCUAUGACCCCUGCACGGAGGAAGACGUGGAGGAAGAUGGGCCAAGGCUCCCCCAGGGCUCUCCCCUCCCACCUCUGCUGCCUCUGGCUGGAGAAGAGGGGGACUACUGUGCUUUCCCACCCAGAGAUGACCUGAUGCACUUCUCCCCGACUUUGAGCUCCCCCAACACUGCCUAUGGCGGCAGCCUAGUGCCUGAAGAAAGGCCUCCACUCUCCUUACAGGAGGGACUUCCCUCCGUAGCACCCCCUGACACGAUGGGCUUGCAGUGCCCUCUGGAGCUGGUGCUGGAAGGUGAUGGAGAGGUGUUGUUGGCCCAUAGCUCUGGGGAGCAGGCCAGUGUCCCUGAAGGCAGCCUUCAUGAGCAAGGUCAGAACAGAGGCCAGGGCCCUGCCCUGACUCUGAACACUGAUGCCUAUCUGUCUCUUCAAGAACUGCAAGCCCAGGAUCCGGGCCACCUGGUAUAGAUAGGUGGCCAGAUUUGGGAUCCAGAUGCCUGGGGCAGGUCAGGCUUGAGGUGGAGUGGUGAGGGUUCUCUUGAGGAUUGUCCACUGUUGAGGACUGUCCUCGGUUAACCCCACCCCCAAACUUAGUCAUCCACUUCUGAGCCUCCACUUGCUGCUUCCUGGUCCAGCCAGGAUCUGGGGUGGGGAGGGGUGGGGUGGCCAGCUCCACCUUUCUAUUUAGUCAUAAGGUCACUAGCUUCCUGUGCCUGCCUCACUCCCGCCUGCUCACCUUCACAGGGCAGCCAGAACUUGCUUGCCCAAGUACAAAUGUGACCCCACUCCACUUCUAUCCUUGA